Ambispora gerdemannii is the source of this 1032-nucleotide messenger RNA. NCBI's taxonomy places the organism in Eukaryota, Fungi, Glomeromycota, Glomeromycetes, Archaeosporales, Ambisporaceae. The record is from the annotation of a GenBank genome assembly.
AUGUUCAUUCCACGAACGCCCAAAAACCCAUCAACAAUAUUCCAUUUCAUUAAAAAAUGUACCAAAACUACUACCAAAACCAACUCUAAGAUAUAUUUUCUAGACCCUUUCAAUUUUGAUUCACUUUGUACUAAUAAUGGCAACGGAAUUCACAUUAAUUCGCCUUGUGCUGUUAACAGUAGCAAUAGAAUUCACGUUAACAAUAAGAAAUAUAUACGUAGUUUUGUCACUGCUGCUACUGGUAGCUCUACAGCUCACUUGUACCCUGCUGUAACCACAAAAAAAAACCUUGAAAACAGAAAAUGGGCAACUUACUUAUUAACACUUAUACCAAUAAUAACGUUCGGACUCGGGACGUGGCAAGUACAGCGCCUACGUUGGAAAAUGGGGCUUAUUAAUGAAGCGCAGGAACGUACAGCGAAGCCGCCAAUGAAGCUGCCAAAGAAUAUAAAUCUUGAUGUCUUAGAUGAACUAUUGUAUAGGCGUGUUUAUGCGACUGGGCAGUUUCGUCACGAUCAAGAGAUGUUGUUGGGAAUACGACAUUACGAUAAUAAGCCGGGGUAUCUCGUGAUUACGCCGUUGGAACGGGAAAAUGGGUCUACGGUUUUGGUUAAACGCGGCUGGAUAUCAAAAGAGAAGGCAGAUCCUGCUAUAAGGCCAAAGAGCCAAGCAAAAGGAAUUGUCUCGGUUGAAGGAUUAUUGAGAAAAUCCGAUAAGAAAAAUUGGAAUACCCCUGUAAACAACCCAGACAAAAAUCAAUGGCUCUGGACAGAUCUGGAGAUGAUGGCUGAACGUACGGGGGCACAACCCGUGUUAAUUGAGCAAUCUCUAGAGGUACCACACUACGCAACUAACACACUGAUAGACGACGGAAUUCCAAUCGGGAAAUUGCCACAAGUGGAGUUUCGGAAUACUCAUUUAGAGUAUGCUAUUACAUGGUACACACUCUCAUUCGCCACUACUAUCAUGCUAUACAUACUUUUCAAGAAACCGCCGCCUGGACAAGUGAAACGUCAACAGAUGAAAGGUUAA